UCACACUAGUUCACUCUCGCAGCAGCUAGCCUCGCUCUCGUGCGCAGGAUGCGGAGCGGUGUCAGCGCGCGCCUUCUGCCGCAGGCGGUGGCCAUCGCCAUCGCCGUGGCCGUCGCCUGCUGCAUGGCCGCCGCACCGUCGUCGGCGCAGGGGACGACGACGCCCGCGGACGCCAGCGGCGCGGUGCCGUCGUGCGCGUCGAAGCUCGUGACGUGCGCGGGCUACCUGAACACCACCGACACGCCGCCGGAGUCGUGCUGCGACCCGCUCAAGGAGGCGGCGACCACGCAGGCGGCGUGCAUGUGCGCCAUCCUCAUGAACAAGGCCGCGCUGCAGGCGUUCGGCGUGGCGCCGGAGCAGGGGGUGCUCCUCGCCAAGCGCUGCGGCGUCACCACCGACGCGUCCACCUGCGCCAAGUACACCGCCGGCGCCGGUUCCGAUGCUGCAACUGCAGGUAGCACAGCCGCUUCUUCAGCAUCCACGGGAACUGCUGCUUCUACAGUUGCCAAGCCAACGGCAAGCGGAGGAACCACGCAUCCCCUGAGCUUGAUCGCCGCAUCUUCAUUUGUAGGCUUCAGUUUCAUCUGGUGGACGAUCAUGGCGUAGUAAGAGAUGCCAAUGAGUAUGAACUGUUAUGUAAAAAAAAACUGUAUCGUCUCAAUAAACAUAACUAUCUGGUUGUCACUUCGUUCGGUAAAUUUUACUGCUUGUGCCUUUGUACAUGGCCCACGCAUCCCAUUCUGUAUGCCUAUCUAGGUUACAAUUGUCAUUAAAUGAGAAUGAAGGGUAGAUUGUUUAGAA
Molecule: messenger RNA, 801 nt
Organism: Triticum dicoccoides
Lineage: Eukaryota; Viridiplantae; Streptophyta; Magnoliopsida; Poales; Poaceae
Product: lipid transfer-like protein VAS
Exons: 3
Coding region: 49-606 (185 amino acids)
Source: RefSeq, a predicted model, not a curated record